AUGGCGACUCGAACUGCCAAAGGCAAAGGACGUGUGCCAUACAAUAUUUUAAAUAACUUGAGCUCCGUUGAUAUCCUUUACGACGAUAGUAAGAGGAAACCAAAGCCGCGGACUGUUGGCGUAUUUGAGGCCGAGCGUUUAAUAUCGCGAAGAAAAAAUAGGCAGGUAAAUAUCAAUUUAACUUGUUCUAUUUUUGGGUAAACAUUCGUAGUAUAUUUUUAACAGUAGGCAUGUUGUCCUUUAUUUAUAAUAUUUCUAUAUUUUCUUUUAACAAUGUUUUUACUUAAAAUGGUUUGUAUUUACUUAUAGGGAUUUGAGUAUUUGGUUAAGUGGCAGGGUUAUAGCUCCUUCGAAAAUACAUGGGAGCCUGAAGACCACAUUUCUACUGCUUCUUUGAGGUAAAUCUUUAUAGCAACUGUAGCAUAAUUCACUCGUCAAUGUUCUUUAAGAUCAACGUUCUGCAAAUAUAUGGUAUCGAUCCUAAGCGUAGAUCAUAGAUGAAGUACUCAAGUACUAAAUUAGUAGAUUAAUCACCCAAAAGUAGAACCUAUUUUGAGAUGGAAUUAUUUUUAAUUCCACUUCAGAUAUUUUGAAAAGCCAAAUCCUCCUCGUGCUGUGGUAGAAGAGUCUAUUGACCGUUUAAGGCGAGAGGUUGUGGACUCGUUGAGACAUAGAUGGCCUGAGCAGAGAGUAACAGUGGAGUUCAGGCAUGAUGUCUAUAACUUCUUGUUUGCUGGAAAAGGGAAGCCUGCAGAGCAAAUGCAUUGGACUUUGUUUGAAGAACAUGAUUUUUCAAAAUGCAAACUUCCACCAAACUGGAAUUGCUUGUUUGACAUUCAUGGAGAUGGUGUUCGGAUGAAAUUUCCAGUCAAGAUGAGAAAAUUUAUUCACCGUUCACCUCCAAAUUUCCAAAGAAAAGCCGACUCAAUGUCGAAGCACCCCGAUCAUAUACUGAAAAAAUUUCUAUUUGUUUUAUUAAACUUCCUUCCUCUUGUUAAGUUAAUUAACCCAUUGAGUCGCAUUGCACCCUGAUGCACCCUACUUUAUUAUUUUACUCUGUCUAACGGCAUACGAUUUUACUUGUCAAGGGGAGAGCGCUGGCACUUAAUGGGUUAACUGGCCUAUCUGCCCAUGUGUCUAGCUAACCCAUUGAGUCUCAUUGCACGCUGAUGCACCCUACUUUAGUAUUUUACUCUGUCUAACGCCAGACUAUUUUACUCAUCAAGGGGAGAGCGCUGGCGCUUAAUGGGUUAAAUUAAUAUUAUGUUCAUCAGUAUUCACCACUUUAGCAAGUGGCCACUCUCCUCUGCAGACACUAUUAAUAAUAGUCUUGGAAAGCCAACACUAUUAUUAAUAGCCUCUGUGGAGGAGAGUGGAAAGUGGAAAUGCUAG
Paramuricea clavata is the source of this 1392-nucleotide messenger RNA. The record is from the annotation of a GenBank genome assembly. NCBI's taxonomy places the organism in Eukaryota, Metazoa, Cnidaria, Anthozoa, Malacalcyonacea, Plexauridae.